AUGGAGAUACUUAACGGUAAAUCUAGAUGGUCAGCCAUUGCUUGGAAGCUACCAGGAAGAACAGAUAAUGAAGUCAAAAUUUAUUGGCAUGGUCGUCUUAGUAAACGCUUGAAUCAAGCUCGUACAUUAACUGAAAUCAUCAUGGAAAAAACUAGUGAAAAAUCACAGCAUGUGGUGCAAGGUAAUCAUCAACUCAAGCAAUCUCCGGCAAUGUCUGCUUAUGAUUCCAACCAAAAGAGAGAAAUGGGGCCUAAUAUUGCCGCUGCAGCUGCACCUCUUGCUUGCAGUGAAUUGUGCUCCAUUAGAAGCUCUGAUUCCACACUUUCUGAUAGCAACAUUUCAGUGGACUAUCCAUUUACUGAACCCUUUGAGAGUUAUUGGACGCAGCCCUUUGACUUGGAUACUUCAAAUAAAGAUAAUGUUCAUUGGUUAAUUACCGCCACUGGAGGAAGAAUUUGCCUACUUUUUCUGGUCUUUUGUUCAUGA
This is a messenger RNA of Coffea eugenioides, 486 nucleotides long. Its product is annotated as transcription factor MYB14-like. The transcript has 2 exons. The coding region runs from base 1 to 486 and encodes 161 amino acids. Lineage: Eukaryota; Viridiplantae; Streptophyta; Magnoliopsida; Gentianales; Rubiaceae. The record is from RefSeq and is a predicted model, not a curated record.